AUGUGUGCUGCUCAGGGUGCCAAUACUGAUUUGGAAGAUCUGUUGGCUGAAUUAGAUAUGCCAAUCUCAAAACCAUCAAAGACGGCAAAUAAGCCCAUUCAAACCAAAGAUGGGUCUUCAAAGCUGCUUAAAACUUGCAAAGAGCCUACCAUUAUACCAACAUCUACUCCAAACCAAACAGUGUCACGUCCAUCUUGGCCUGGACUACGCGUUGGAGAAGUACUUUGA
Messenger RNA from Batrachochytrium dendrobatidis JAM81, 228 nucleotides. RefSeq lists its product as uncharacterized. Bases 1 to 228 code for a protein of 75 amino acids. The transcript is spliced from 2 exons. The record is from RefSeq and is a predicted model, not a curated record. Lineage: Eukaryota; Fungi; Chytridiomycota; Chytridiomycetes; Rhizophydiales.